GGUUUUGAUGCGAAUGCAUAAGUUACCAAACUUCAUGUACUUGAAAACAAAAUAUAUGAAUUGUGUGCACUGACUAACAAGUAAAACGUGCAGCUUUGACGCUUCACAAGGAUGAGUGGACGACUAACAAUAACAGUGAAUGACAUUUUAAAGGCUAAGAACAGAAUCCACUCGUGUGUUCAUACCACACCUGUGUUCACCAGUUCAACAUUUGAUGAAAGUUAUGGCAGAAAGUUUUAUUUUAAAGCCGAAAAUCUUCAGAAGACCGGGUCGUUCAAAGCCAGGGGGGCACUUAACGCGGUGACGGUGCUAAAAGAGGGCGAGAGUCCACCCAAGGGCGUGGUAACGCACUCUAGCGGGAACCAUGGGCAGGCACUGGCUUGGGCGGCGAGGAUGCGGGGACUUCAAUGUGCCGUGGUGGCCCCUAACAAUAGCCCCAACGUCAAGCUGGAUGCCAUCCGCGGGUACGGUGCCGAUAUCGUCAUCUGUGAUCCAACACCUACCUCCAGACAGGAGACUUGUCAUCGGAUAGGGCGAGAAAGAGGCUUCCAUUUUGUGCCGCCAUAUGAUCAUCCGGAUGUCAUUGCGGGACAGGGGACGUUGGGUGCCGAGUUUCUGGAGCAGAUCCCUGAACUGGACGCCAUCCUGGUUCCCACGAGCGGCGGCGGCAUGGUUUCCGGCAUUGCUAUCGCCGCUCAAGCCCUCAAACCCGAUCUCAAAGUUUUCAUAGUGGAGCCCAAUGGAAAGGAUGUUGAGAAAUGCUUACGGGCAGGUGAGCGCCUGUGGCCGAACCCGCCUCGCUUCCUUGAGACGAUCGCGGACGGCAUCCGACUGCAGCAGCUCGGCCACGUGACCUGGCCUAUUAUCCGAGAACUCGUGCAGAAAGAUGUCUUCUCUGUGACGGAUGAUGAAAUAAUGAAAGGAAUGAGAUUUGCUUUCGAACGAAUGAAGCUGGUGGUCGAGGCGGCGUCGGGUGCUGGUAUCGCUGCGGCCAUGUCUGAGCGGCUGCGGCAGAUGGACGCGGCGCUCCGGCACGUGGGGGUCAUCCUGUGUGGUGGCAACACGGACAUCGACCGCCUGCCUUGGUACCCAACACCAGCACACUCCUGAUCGCUCCUCAGAUGCAAACACGCAACACGUUUCAAUGAUCGAAGUGUUCAAAUGUUUCAUUCUUUUACGUAUUUUGUACAAACUUUAUUUAGAUGGCCUGUUUUCUGAUGAUAACACGCCAGAAAACUUAUCACAGUUUUAAACACGUAUUCAAACAGUAUAAUUAUAUUAGUGUUGAUAUUAUGUGUACUUUUAUUCACAGUUAUUUGAUAUUAAUUAGACAACUAUAUUACUGAUAUUUUAUGUAAUAACUAUGUAUUAAAAUGUUUAAUAAAGAAUCAGGAAACCAACUGUGUUUAAUAAGAACAAAAUUCCGUUCCCAAAUGUUUAAGCAUUAUUAUUCGAGAGGUCUCUUACAUUAAUUUCUACUGCUGCAAGUACCUUAUCUCCUUAUCUCGUUGAUACUUGUGAAUGUAUGCGGAUCUGAUUAUUCAAAGAACUUCAGUCUAUGAAAACGAUGCGCAAUAUGAACAUUGCGUUUUUCUUUACUUGUUUGGUCGGAUUUUUCAUCCGAGGCCAUUAUGGGAUGUACUUUGCCGGUGAGUGCGACAUGAGUAGCCUGAGUACGCGGCAGGCCACCUGUCCUCCGGGCUCCUGCUGUUGUAGCGACCCAUCGGAGCCCAAUGUCAACUACUGCAAGCCAGUGAGUGGCGAGGGCGGCCCCUGCUAUGCCAAGGCGGUGGAGUGGCCCGGAAGCUGCCCCUGCCCCGUUCACAUGACAUGUGUGCCCAAUCUACAGGUGCCAACGUGGACCUCGACGUACGGGCGCUGUCAGAACGAAACGAAAUAGUAAUUCGAUUGCCAUGAUUAGACAGUGUGAAAAUGAACAUUUCCCGGUUAAUACGUUCCCAUCGAAAGUGUGUUCGCUUUUCUUGUAAAAGUGUGUAUCCACAGUAUUGCAAUAUUUUAUCAAGGUCAUAUGUAAUAAAUCCUUUUAUAAACGCUAA
Molecule: messenger RNA, 2057 nt
Organism: Mya arenaria
Lineage: Eukaryota; Metazoa; Mollusca; Bivalvia; Myida; Myidae
Product: serine racemase-like
Exons: 10
Coding region: 112-1110 (332 amino acids)
Biological process (GO): D-serine biosynthetic process; L-serine metabolic process; pyruvate biosynthetic process
Molecular function (GO): L-serine ammonia-lyase activity; magnesium ion binding; pyridoxal phosphate binding
Source: RefSeq, a predicted model, not a curated record